This is a messenger RNA of Seriola aureovittata, 2324 nucleotides long. Its product is annotated as endothelial zinc finger protein induced by tumor necrosis factor alpha-like. Gene Ontology annotation, biological process: regulation of DNA-templated transcription. Gene Ontology annotation, molecular function: DNA-binding transcription factor activity, RNA polymerase II-specific; RNA polymerase II cis-regulatory region sequence-specific DNA binding. Bases 164 to 2188 code for a protein of 674 amino acids. The record is from RefSeq and is a predicted model, not a curated record. NCBI's taxonomy places the organism in Eukaryota, Metazoa, Chordata, Actinopteri, Carangiformes, Carangidae. The transcript has 4 exons.
GAAAAAGCAGAAGAAGAAGAAGAAGAAGAAGUGUUUCCGGUGCGGCCCGUUCUGUCGGCUUUCCGUCUGAAGUUCGGACAGAUUCGGAGCUGAAUCUUCGUGUGGACGUUAAAUCCUCCUCACACACAGCGCGAGCCGCUCUGCUCUCAGGUGGAUUUUAAAGAUGUCCUCUGGUCUCCUGGAGCCUCCUGGAGGAGAACAGCUCUGUGUCUUCCUGCUGAGAGCUGAAGGUGGUGAGGAGGAGGAGGAGCUGAGGAAGAGGGAGGUGGGCUGCCAGUGGGAGAGUCCAGAGGAGGAGAGGCGGGAAGUGGGCUGUCAGAGCGACUCAGCAGAGAGGAGAGACGCUGCCGUCCAGGUGGACCUGCUGAGUCACUGGAGACACUCAGGCUCCUCCUCCAUGCUGCUGCAGUGUUUACAGCUCAGACCUGAUGGACCAGACGGCGGCGCUCUGCUGCAGCACUGCACCCCCAACCGGACCAGAACCAGAACCAUCAAACCCGCCAUCAGACUCUCCCCCAAACCCCCCCAGCCCCGGUCCAGGACCCAGAGGAGACCGCUUCCUCAGGGCGCCAACACCACCAAACGAAAUCCAACUCAACACCGCCACCGCCGGGUGUCAUGUGAUCCUGACAUACGGGAGGGGGAGGGGGAGGGGGAGGGGGAGGGGGAGAAGGAAGGAGACGAGGAGGAGGAGGAGGAGGAAGAGGAGGAGGUGGAGGAGGACACAGGUGAUCCCAACUGGACUCCACCUGAAGAUGUGGCAUCUCACACGUAUCCCUCAGCCCUGGGGGACGUGCGGCUGGACUCCGACUCCCAGCAUGCACCUGGAGUGGUGAAGCUGGAGCCCGACAGCACCAUGUGUGACGUCUGUGGGAAGGUGAUGAAGAACAAGUCGAGUCUGGCGCGUCACUCCUUUAUCCACACCGGGAAGAAGCCGUUCGCGUGCCACCUGUGCGACCUGCGCUUCAAUCGCCGUGACAACCUGCAGCACCACCUCACGCGGCUGCAUCCCAACGGCGUGGCCAAGCUGGAGAAGCAGCGCGAGGCGACGGCGUGGCUGUGCGCCGUGUGCGGGAAAACCUUCAGCUGCCGCUCCCGGCUGAAGACGCACGAGGUCAUCCACUCGGGCGUGAAGCCGCACCGCUGCGACCUCUGCCCCAAAGCUUACAUGAGGACCAACGACCUGGAGCACCACAAGAAGAUCGUCCACGUGGAGGGGUCCGCCGAGGCGCCGCGGCCCAGCUCGCUGCUCUGCGACUUCUGCGGGAAAGAGUUCCGGUGCCGCUCUCAGCUCGCCGUCCACUUCCAGACUCACACCGGUGAGCGGCCGCAUCUUUGCGACAUCUGCGGCCGCAAGUUCGGCCGCCAGUACCAGCUCAAACGCCACAAGAUCCUGGUCCACGCCAACCAGAUGAACGGCGAGGAGAGCCCGCCGCUCGACGCGCCGUUUGCCUGCGGCGUCUGCGGGAGGCGGCUGAAGUCUGAAGCGCUCCUCGCCGCUCACUCACGCAUCCACAGCGGCGACAAGCCUCACCGCUGCGGCGUCUGUAUGCGCACCUUCCAGCGCGCCACCUGCCUGAAGCAGCACCACCUGCGCGUCCACCUGAAGGUCAAAGUGAACGACGCGCAGCGCGCCGCCGGCCGCAGGAAGAGCGCGGCGCCGGCCAAGAUGUUCCCGUGUCCCGUCUGCAGCAAAGUGUUCAAGUUCAAGUCUCUGCUGGCAAGUCACUCCAUGAUCCACAGCGAGGCGCGGCCGCACGCCUGCGACUUCUGCAGCCGCCGCUUCAGACGCCUCAGCCACCUGAAGAGACACCGCGAGGUCGUCCACGCCAACGGAGCGCGCCUGCCGCAGAGCUUCGUCUGCCACAUCUGCGGCAAAGACAAGAAGUGCCGCUCGCAGCUCGCCAGACACGUCAUCAUCCACACGGGCGAGCGGCCGUUCGCCUGCGACCUCUGCUCCGCCCGCUUCAACCGCAGCGGGAACCUGCAGCAGCACAAGAAGCGCAUGCACGGGGUGGGGAAGGGGGCGGCCGAGGAAGUCCCGCCCAUUCUGUUUGACGACGACAUGACGCCCGCUCUGACGUACAAACAGGAAGAGACAGUGGUGGCGGUCGACGCCGCUGCUGACCGGCUCGAGGACACGACGAACGAGGAGACGGAGGUCGUUCAUCAGCUGGUCGCCACCUGACGCCUUCUGAACUGAGCACGCUCAGGGCGGCUGGCUGAUCUCAGAACGAUGUGAUGGAUCUGUGAACGAUGGACGAUCAGAUGAUCGAUUGAUCCAUAAUGAUCAGAUAUUGAUUAAACGUCAACAUGAUUCAGAA